GAGAGAGAGCCGGGCUGCAGCAGCCAGCUGUUGGUAAGCAGCGCUCCCGAAUCACCAUCAGCUUCUGCAUCAGCAACUGUUCCCGUUUAAUUGGUCCUGAUCAAGUGGGCGAAACUAAGAAGUAAACAGAGAAAAAGAAGCUCGAGGAACAGGUGUCACGCUAUAAGAGAAAAUGGGAAGGAAGAAAAUACAAAUUUCUCGUAUUCUUGACCAGAGGAAUAGACAGGUGACCUUUACCAAACGCAAGUUUGGUCUGAUGAAAAAAGCUUACGAGCUGAGCGUGCUCUGUGACUGCGAGAUCGCUCUCAUCAUCUUCAACAGCACCAACCGUCUGUUCCAGUACGCCAGCACAGACAUGGAUAAAGUUCUGUUAAAAUACACAGAGUACAGCGAGCCACACGAGAGUCGCACCAACACAGACAUACUGGAGACCCUGCGUAGGAAAGGCCUCGGUCUUGAUGGCUCAGAGCUUGACAGUGAGGAGAGCAUGCAGGUGGCAGCAGACAAAUAUCCUCUCAGUGAGGGCAUCGAUCUCUCUGUGGCUCGCCAGCGCUUCUACGGUCCCUCUCUGCUCUCACCGGAGGCGCAGUUCCUCGUGUCUACAGGUUGCGAGAACGGCUUUCCCAAUUCCUCCGGAUCCAGCAUGGCCUCCCACAGACCCCCAGGCUUUAAAUCUCUAAACUCCAGGUCCAGCUCUGCCAGUCCUGCUGCACCACACACACACACAGCAUUCAUGUCUCCACACUCAGGUAUCGGCUACUCUGUGUUUUCCCAUGGCAACCUAAAUCGAGCUCUGGACAUGAAAAGCCCUCCUCCUCUGAACGUGGGCACUGAAAACCUGCGGGCAGAUGGUGCUAAUCAGGCCAUGGGGGCCACACGUGCUAACCACAGCUCUGCUAGGGGUCUUUUGUACCAGGGCCUACACAGCAGCAGCUCCAUGGUGGCUAUGGGUAAGGCAGGGCUGCUGAGUCACAGUUUGGGAGGCUAUGGUCUCCCCUCCCCGGGAGCCUCUGAUUACAGCCAGCCUGGUUUUUAUCACUCAGUCAGUUUACAGCGAGGAAACCCCUGGCAACCAGCACAGCCGCCUCAGGAGCCUCAUGGGCCUCACAUAAAUCCUGUAGGGUCCAGCGGGGGGUGCUCUUUCCCCUCUCAGUCUUGCACGCCAACCUCUCCACAUCUGCCAUCCCUCAACCUCAACAUCAAAUCGGAGCGUAGCUCUCCUGAGCACAUGUCCUCACCUACCUCCCCUCCUCUGCACCACCUUAGGCAGCAUUCUCCAAUGAGCAACCCUGAUUCGGCUCGCCAUACCCCUUCAGAAACCCAUCCGGCCAAUGGCACGAAGGAGUUUGCCAAAGUCGGCUACCCGCAAGACCAAGAGGAAGGAGGGCAGUCGCUCAGGCAGUUAGAGAUGAGUGACGGCUGGCAAAGAUAGCCACCUGCUCCACUCUGCCAGCCCCACUCAGUCAACACCUGUCUUCAAACAAAACCAGAAAGAGUCGACCUAUGCCUCUCACUGUCUCCUCACACAGAGCUGGUCUCUCCUGGGCAGCGGAGAAUUCUUCUCUGCAUCACUUGCUUGAUCCCAUGAGGAGACAGACAUAUACAGACUUUUGCUUUUGGUUUGGUUAGGUUUAGUUUUCUGUGUGUAGCUAAUGUGAAUCAAAAAAGUACAAUUUGGAAAUGUGAUUGUUUUGCUGGGACUUUGUUGAUGUUGGCUACAGCAGCAGAGUGGGACCAACUGAACUUCUCUGAAGUGCAUGUACUGUCAGUCUUGGAUGUGGAGAAAUGCCUUCAUAAUGGAAUUUUAAUGAGAGAAAUGUGAAAGUCUCUGUCUAUAUUUUCUUUAAAAACACAUUGUAAAAUUCAGCUGACAGAAGGCUUCUGCUGUCUGAAUUAUUUGUUUGUCCAGACAGUGUUUUAUUGCUGUUGCUUUACAAAGCAUCCUUUGUAGAGAAGCAAAGAAAAAGGAAGUUUUGCUCUAAAAAUAUCCCAACUUAAAUCAGGCUGCUGUAGCCUCAGAUUAUCUUCCUGUAUUUUAUGGCUUUUAGAUCUUAGCCCCCAUCUCUUACAUAGGAAUCACAAUAAGAGAGGCUAUUUUCAAGACCUGUGUGGGCUGGGGGAACGGUUUGCUGCAGUAUUGCCUAAAAGGAUUUUUUUUUUUUUUUUUUUAAUAUGUGAGCCCAUCCUUUUAAGAUCCCAGGCACCGGUCUGUGUCAGAGAUUAGGUUAGGCUCAUUUCUUUGGGAUGUAAAAAUAGUUUCUUUUUCAGGUUUGUUUGUUUGUUUUUUAAUCUUUAGUAUUAUUAUAGUUUAAUUGUUUUAUUUUUUUUCAGCAACACUCACAGCAGUCUACUAAGACCAAAGUGUUUAAUUAUUGUCCCUACGCAUUGCACACAAAUACUGCGACAGCCAAAGAAGUAUGUAUUUGUUUUUAUCUGGUCAAUUUUUUAUUAAAAAAAACAAACAAUUAUUUACUUACUCUUUUUGAAGGGCUUCAUGUAGUAAGUGUUUAGCUAUUGUUGAGUUUAUGAUGUUUAGACGCUUAUGGCACGCGGUAUACUAGAUGAGUCUAAAUACUCAUUUAUUCAUUUGUUUAUUAUCUGGUUUUCACUUAUGUGUCAAUUUGCUUUUUAAGCUUGUGCGCUGGAUACCUUUAUGUCUUUCAGUGUUCCGCUUUCAGCUUCUGAUCUUCAAAUGACAAAAGGCAGUAAAAAAAAAAAAAAUUUUUAAAUAGCUGGUCAUUUUUACUCACUGUCCACAAGGGGUCGUCUUAUUUUCCAUUGACAAGCUGGCUGGAAUUGGUUGAAGUGCAGAGCAGUGAAGACCAGCCUUAACUGGUAAUUCAUAUGAUAUGAUAUACGGUUGCAGCUGUAACAACUGAAAAUUCCCUCUGGGAUCAAUAAAGUAUUUCUGAUUAAUUUUCUAAUGAAUGGUUAAUCCAUCCUUCCAUUUUCUUCCAUGUAUCCUUUGCAGGGUCGUGGGGAGGCUGGAGCCUAUCCUAGCUACCAUAGGGCGAGGGUGCACCCUAGACAGGUCGCCAGCUUGUCACAGGGUCCCCUGAAUGGUUAAUCAAUUAAUCAAAUUAAACUCUUUAGAGAUUCAAUAAUCCAGCUGGCGGGGGUCUUCAAAUUCAAGCUCUAGAUUUAACUCUCUUUUCAUUUUUCGUGCGUUUUUGUGGAUUAAUAUCAGCAUGAAAAACAAAGUUGUCAGUAUUCUGAUGUUUUGGUUGAUUUUUUUUUUAUGUUUGUUGAAUGCUUCACUAACAAA
This is a messenger RNA of Archocentrus centrarchus (flier cichlid), 3265 nucleotides long. RefSeq names its product myocyte enhancer factor 2b (gene mef2b). The transcript has 10 exons. Gene Ontology annotation, biological process: positive regulation of transcription by RNA polymerase II; heart development; cell differentiation. Gene Ontology annotation, molecular function: histone deacetylase binding; DNA-binding transcription factor activity, RNA polymerase II-specific; protein dimerization activity. The record is from RefSeq and is a predicted model, not a curated record. The coding region runs from base 173 to 1432 and encodes 419 amino acids. NCBI's taxonomy places the organism in Eukaryota, Metazoa, Chordata, Actinopteri, Cichliformes, Cichlidae.